This is a messenger RNA of Plasmopara halstedii, 171 nucleotides long. RefSeq lists its product as uncharacterized. The record is from RefSeq and is a predicted model, not a curated record. The transcript has 2 exons. NCBI's taxonomy places the organism in Eukaryota, Oomycota, Peronosporomycetes, Peronosporales, Peronosporaceae. The coding region runs from base 1 to 171 and encodes 56 amino acids.
AUGCAAAUACAUUUAUACCAGGUGCGGCGCUCAACGCCGGAGCAACAAUGCUCUCAAGUUUUCAUGUUAUUGUCGAUCUUUGAAGUUAUUCCAUCGGGGAUAAUCACAAAGCAGAUCAGGACAUUAUAUCGCCGAAUUGACACCGAAAGUAUCACAGGAGGAAAUCAGUAA